This is a messenger RNA of Haemonchus placei, 483 nucleotides long. The record is from the annotation of a GenBank genome assembly. Lineage: Eukaryota; Metazoa; Nematoda; Chromadorea; Rhabditida; Trichostrongylidae.
AUGUUCCAAAUUUGCCGAUGGUGUACGGACGGCGGGUCUGUUCUCGAUAGUCGGCUGGAUAUCCGUGAUUAUUCGGGGAUUUAUACGAAGGAGUCCUGGCCACUGUGGGUAGCCAUAUUGGGGAACGGGUUGAGCUGGAACCUGUUUCCCAGGAACAGGUGUUGUUCCGGGGUGGACAGGUUGAAUUGGUGUCCUAGUAUCCAAGUAGCCGCUCUCGUAGGUGUAACCGUAAGGGUACGUGGGAUGCGUCUGUGGUAUCGGGACCUGGGAUCGACACUGCUCGAUGACGGUUGGCUCUAUUAGUCCUUCAUCAAGUGCUUUACUACAUGUAAUUGGUAAAGAAUAAGCCACGGUAUUUGUUGCAGAAAACUGCUUUGACAUUGUACAUCUUGCGAGAUCAUCACUGAUCAAAGCUUGUGAACAAGAGCUGAUCGAUGUUUGGUCAGCUGUCGACUCACAGCCGCAUGCGACAACGAGAUGUGA